AUGUGCUGCCCUCCGGAGCGGGUGAAAAGACAGGUACCAUGCUGUCUGACGGUGCCAUCUACAGCAGUAUAGACUUCACAGGCAAGGCGGGCUACAGCAGCCCAGCACGUGGCAGCCAGGCCACCCCCUACGCCACCACUCAGAUCCUGCAGUCCAACAGCUUCCAUGAGCUGGCUGUGGACAGACCAGACCCUCGCUGGAAGGCUUCCCUUCGAGCCCAGCAGGAGAUGGCCAACCUGGGCUACUCAUUGACCGACGGACGCCCCUGCAACAGUACGCCACUGCGUGUGUGCUCUAAAGGAGCGUGCCCUAAAGCAUAGCAUCAGAUCUCCCUAGAUUGUAGCAUCGGCUGGAUGGUCAGUCACCGAGUGAAACUUAGCAUUCAUUAGAUGGCUUUUUGGAAUAACAAUAGGAGUAGUAGAGGGGGAGGAAAAGAGAGAUAAAGAAAGAAAGAAUGUUAGAGUCUGGAAUCAAUAGAAGAAGAGAUUAUUUUCAGUAGAUUGUUUGGAAAAGAGAGCAGAAUGUUGAGUUGACACUGUUAUCCAGAGCAAUUAGGGUUAAGUGCCUUGCUCAAGGGCACAUCGACAGAUUUCUCACCUAGUUGGCUCGGGGAUUCGAACCAGCAACAUUUCGGUUACUGUCCCAAAGCUCUUAACCACUUGGCUACCUGCCGCCUUCAAUAGAGAGAGCAGACAGGGAAAGAGAGAGAGCACACAAAAAAACAAGUUAAAGAGCGCGAGAGAGGGGGGCAGCAGAGAGAGGGGAAUGUUAUAUUUACAUUUUCAUUGAAAAUGGACCCUGAGGAUAUUGUUGUUAAUCGCUCCUCUCUCUUCAUGUCGAUUUCUACUCCUCAGCCUCAGGAGUUUUUCUACCCUAGAAAUGUCAGAGAAUUAAGGCGCAUUUCUUUGGAUUCAUUUGAUUAGCAGAGGCAGGGAUUCCUUUGUGUUUUGACCCGUGGAUAUACAGUGGGGGAAAAAAGUAUUUAGUCAGCCACCAAUUGUGCAAGUUCUCCCACUUAAAAAGAGAGGCCUGUAAUUUUCAUCAUAGGUACACGUCAACUAUGACAGACAAUGAGAAAAAAAAAUCCUGAAAAUCACAUUGUAGGAUUUUUUAUGAAUUUAUUUGCAAAUUAUGGUGGGAAAUAAGUAUUUGGUCAAUAACAAAAGAUUCUCAAUACUUUGUUAUAUACCCUUUGUUGGCAAUGACACAGGUCAAACGUUUUCUGUAAGUCUUCACAAGGUUUUCACACACUGUUGCUGGUAUUUUGGCCCAUUCCUCCAUGCAGAUCUCCUCUAGAGAGCAGUGAUGUUUUGGGGCUGUCGCUUGGCAACACCCUCCAAAGAUUUUCUAUGGGGUUGAGAUCUGGAGACUGGCUAGGCCACUCCAGGACCUUGAAAUGCUUCUUACGAAGCCACUCCUUCAUUGCCCGGGCGGUGUGUUUGGGAUCAUUGUCAUGCUGAAAGACCCAGCCACAUUUCAUCUUCAAUGCCCUUGCUGAUGGAAGGAGGUUUUCACUCAAAAUCUCACGAUACAUGGCCCCAUUCAUUCUUUCCUUUACACGGAUCAGUCGUCCUGGUCCCUUUGCAGAAAAACAGCCCCAAAGCAUGAUGUUUCCACCCCCAUGCUUCACAGUAGGUAUGGUGUUCUUUGGAUGCAACUCAGCAUUCUUUGUCCUCCAAACACGACGAGUUGAGUUUUUACUAAAAAGUUGUAUUUUGGUUUCAUCUGACCAUAUGACAUUCUCCCAAUCCUCUUCUGGAUCCUCCAAAUGCACUCUAGCAAACUUCAGACGGGCCUGGACAUGUACUGGCUUAAGCAGGGGGACACGUCUGGCACUGCAGGAUUUGAGUCCCUGGCGGCGUAGUGUGUUACUGAUGGUAGGCUUUGUUACUUUGGUCCCAGCUCUCUGCAGGUCAUUCACUAGGCCCCCCCUUGUGGUUCUGGGAUUUUUGCUCACCGUUCUUGUGAUCAUUUUGACCCCACGGGGUGAGAUCUUGCGUGGAGCCCCAGAUCGAGGGAGAUUAUCAGUGGUCUUGUAUGUCUUCCAUUUCCUAAUAAUGGCUCCCACAGUUGAUUUCUUCAAACCAAGCUGCUUACCUAUUGCAGAUUCAGUCUUCCCAGCCUGGUGCAGGUCUACAAUUUUGUUUCUGGUGUCCUUUGACAGCUCUUUGGUCUUGGCCAUAGUGGAGUUUGGAGUGUGACUGUUUGAGGUUGUGGACAGGUGUCUUUUAUACUGAUAACAAGUUCAAACAGGUGCCAUUAAUACAGGUAACGAGUGGAGGACAGAGGAGCCUCUUAAAGAAGAAGUUACAGGUCUGUGAGAGCCAGAAAUCUUGCUUGUUUGUAGGUGACCAAAUACUUAUUUUCCACCAUAAUUUGCAAAUAAAUUCAUAAAAAAUCCUGCAAUGUGAUUUUCUGGAAUUUUUUUUCCUCAAUUUGUCUGUCAUAGUUGACGUGUACCUAUGAUGAAAAUUACAGGCCUCUCUAAUCUUUUUAAGUGGGAGAACUUGCACAAUUGGUGGCUGACUAAAUACUUUUUUUCCCCACUGUACAAUUAGCUUGGCUGUGCGGAGCGGAGGCGUAUUGUUGAGAGAGUCUCAGGCUGUCUGUAUGUUGGUCGGCCGGCUGGCCAUUCUCAUGUGUGCUCUGGGCUGUAUGCUCAUCUGAAUGCUGGUUACCUGAGAGAGAUAAGGAACAGAGAGGAAGAGGAAGAGAGGGAACAGACGGAGGGAGGGAGGAAGCCAGCCUGCAGCCCCGGGCCCCAGGUCUCUACGCCUCUUUAAGAAAUGUCAACAUAGAGGAAAAGUCCUAGUGCUCCGUCAGCACACUGAGAGGAAAGAAAUAAUGAGAGCCAGGUGGGGGAGAAAGAGAGGGAGAAAGCCCAGGUGAUGAUAAAAUAGCUUUCCAAUCAGCAGUGUGUGUGUGUGUGUGUGUGUGUGUGUGUGUGUGUGUGUGUGUGUGUGUGUGUGUGUGUGUGUGUGUGUGUGUGUGUGUGUGUGUUUGAACCCAAUGGGGAAUAGUAUCAGCUCAUUAAAACCCACAGCUUGCGGGCUGAAGGGAUAUCUCCGUAUUGUGAGGCAGAGACUAGGCUGAUAAGAUAAACUAUCAAUCUCUGACUUCCCUUCCCUCUCUAUCUGUCUUUCUGUCUCUCUCCCCUCCUCAGGUGGAAAGGGCGGCAAGAAAAAGAAGUCGAAAUGUGGGACAAAGACCUCCAAAUCCAAUGGGUCCUGUUGGGUCAACAUGCCCCUGCCUCCCCCACCCAUGCACCCUCUGCCAGGCACCGAGGUAGACCACUACCCCCCAGAGAACCAUGGAGGAGGGUAAGAUAAUAUUCUCUCUGUCUGGCCACAGGUCUAUACCUACAUACAUAAUAUCAUGAUGCUACACAGGAAGUGAAAUAAUAACAAGGAACACAUGCAGCCUCUCUUGUCUAUAAGGGAUCUGAGGUCUGUCAGUGAACGACUGAGAGGAAAGCAAACCCUCUCCUAAUUAGCUGUAACCAGCGUGGCUCUCUCUUUCCUGGAACUCUCCUAUAUCUCUAGAUGUGUGUGUGUGUAUGUAUGUGUGUGUGUGUGUGCACAUGCAUCGUGUGUCUGUGUACACAAGGAGAGCGCUAAGCACAGACGAGCAGCAGGCUGUUACGUGGAGUAGUAAGCUCCCACUGCCGGUGCAUGUACUAGACAUACUGAGGAAACCUUCAUUACUCUGCAUGAAAAAGACACUGUGUUACAAACAGCAGCAAAUAUGUGUAAUUCCCACUCUCCCUCUGCUGAGAGAUAGAACAUCAGAUAACAAUGUUUUUAAUGGUCCGGCAAAAUACAAACCAGUAGAAAAACAAUUGUACUUGUCUGUUAGCAAAGCAUACAACACUGAGAGCAGGUCACUGUGCACUAGCAGUAAAACACUUACUUAGAAUUCUAAGCACCUUAGACACACACAUCCACAGAGAAGUACAGUAUAAGGUUUUAGUCCGAAUUACACACAUUGUCGUCCAUAUUGCAGGUAUGACAGCAACAGCUGGGCCCCGCCCCUUCCUGUUCAGACGUACCUCCACCAGGGAUUGGACGGCGAUCUGGAGGAGGAGCGAGUGCCCACCCCGCCCCUCAGGGGAGUGGCCUCCUCCCCGGCAGCAGCUCCCUACAGCCAACCGUUAUCCUCCUCCCUUAGCUCCACCCACCACGAGGAGAUGCAGUCCAUGCUGCAGGCCCACCUGGAUGAGCUGACCAGAGCCUACCAGUACCAAGUGGCCAAACAAACAUGGUGAGCAGGAGAGAACUUACUGUUGGAUCUGUGAAUGUCUUUCUUUCUUUUUUUGAAUUAUACCUCUUUACUUUCUAUGUAGUCUCUUCUCAAGUCUGAGUCUGGCGAGAGACACUACUUUCUAUGUAUCCGUAGAUCAUGAUAUGAUACAACAAUUGUGCUUGCUACAUGUUUUGAGUGUUAUGUAUCCACUUUCCACUGUGCAAUGAAGAUAAGUACUGUACUUUGUGUUAUUUUGAAUUGCCACAGGUACUUGUUAGAUUAAAUUGCCUAUGAUAUUUCAAUCAUGAGAUAUUCACCUGGUAAUUUCUGCUUUGUGCUGUGGAUGAAUGAGCUGUCAUUCUCUCCAAUUGAUCUGGAUCCUUUUGCAUAUCAAUAGCCAGUGUUUUCGAGUGUAUGUCAUCCUAUCCCCUGGUUUCAUGUUUCUUGCAAAAUAUAAAAACAGCCCUUCAUUGAUUACACCUCAUUGGGAAACUUGUCAUGUCAGUAGGAAAACGUGUUGAGGGGGUAAUGAUGGGGUUUGGCCUAGCGCGCUUCUCUGACAACAAGAAGAAGAGCUGCUAAUUACAUGGGUGUCUCAUCCGUAGUGGGGCGAGGCGUGGGGCAAGGAUUCAGAGGGGACAGCUGUGGGGGAGAUAACAGACAUGUUACUGAUAGCCAUGCCCAGCCUGCCAUUCUUCUCCCUUCACCCAGACAAUUACCAGUUCAUUGUGUAAGUGUGAGCACGAGUGCCGCGGAAUUAGCCGACGCAUUCGCAGCGCGGCGCACAUGGAAAAUAAUUAAUUCAAUCUCCCACACACAGACUCGCCCAUGCUGAACGGGGCCCUAGUACUGCACUCUGGUAUUUGGUUGUUCAUGGACUUGUGUUUUGUCCUUUACUUCCUGUCUGUUAGUGUCUUUAUCUACCGCUCUGUGUCUAGCCUCAGCGCCAUAACAUGUUCCCUCAUGUUCUAUACAGGCAUAUGAAUGGCAGCCAACACCCGCCCAAGGCCCCUGUCCCUCCAAUGGGGUACGUGUCUAGCACGCUGGGGUCUGACCUGGGGACCAACAUCCCGUGUGAGGAAGAGGAGGAGGAUGAAGCCUACGGAGUGUCACAUCAGCUCUGUGGCUUUGACUACACGGCCGGAUGCAGCAUGGACAACCUGGAGGGCUCAGGUGAGACACACACACACUCACACACAAACACACACACACACACAUGCACACAAACACACACACACAAAUACAUACCCAUAAGCACACAAUCAGAUCAUGCCCUUCAUCUUUUCACAGUGCGGUCAGGUGCACACGUCUUUACAUCGAGCAGGAUGACAAAGAUUUGGGAGCAGUGAGAAAAAUUGGCAAUAGCAAUAUGGUUUUAUUCAGUCACCACUUAUGGAGACUAAAUGCCUUGCACAUUAUGCAGUUUCGACUGACAGCUUUUUGAUUUCCAAUUUUCUCAACCGUACUGUGUCAUACUCAGACCCAAUUGUCUGAUUGUUUCAUACUGUGAUAUUCAGACUCAUUAAUUUUAACAAGGAAUUGAAUGAAAGGGAAAUAAAGAAAAUAUUCUGUGCAAUCUGGUGUGGACACAUGAGUGAAAUCCAUCUCCAUUAAAGAAAGAAACAUUAAACUAGCUAGUUAUUUGAUUUCAGAUGGAUCCAAUAAUUUCUCUACGAUAUCUAAUUUAGGCUUUUUGUUUCAAUUACUCGAUGCCAUUUCAAGUUUAUGACCAUGUUGUCUAAACACUUAAUCUUUUAGCCUCUCUAAUGUUCUGAAUGAAAGCUAAUGACUCGGAAGAGUGUCUGACAUCAAAAGCUAUGAGGAGAGUGAGAGCACAAGGUGUGGGGACUUCAGAUCCAGAGGUCAAGAGUGUGAUGUGUUUUUGUAGACCCCUAGUCUGAGUUGUGGGGGAGACCACGGUUCAGUCCUAGUCAGUUUUCUUGGAGAUGAUGGAACAUAAGGUGUGCUGGCUGAGACACAGGAGACAGUGCUGAUAUACUGUGGUGUGUCUGUGAUAAAGUAGGUGAUGUGCAUUAAUCUGCUGUGUUGCCUCUAUGGGGAGAAGGCUACGCUAGAUCAGCUUAUCUCUACAAUGGUCUCUCCGCUGUCUCCUUUCCCGCAGAGACCAGGCCAACACACACACAGAGAAAAAAGGCAAAUGCAUUUAGGAUGGGAGCGGAAUUAUAACCACAAUGUGUCUUUUUCCUUGAAUUGUCAAGAUGUGAAAGUUUACCCAUACUACCCACACAAACAGUCUUAUCUAGGAAGGUUUAUUGCACUGAUCUUUACCCCCUCUCCUCUCUUCCUCUCCUCAGUUAAUUUGAUUUACAACAGUUAUUUUUUCAUACUUGUGUUAAUUUUAGCACUUUCACUGAAUCAUUUCUAACAUAGCUUUUGCACUGCUAAACUCUAUGAUAAUAAGUAAUUGCUUGCAAAUCUAAACUGAUUAACUAUGUUGUGCAUCUCUCUAAUUCUCUGUCCCUGUGUCCCCUCUCCAUCGCCCCCUGUAGGUAAAGGCUACUCCCAGCGGGGUCGACCAGGCAGCUCAGGCUCCACAGAGAGCAGUGCUCUGGGCACACAGAGCCUCGGUCACCAGAGGGCCACACACACUGGACGCAAACCUCGGGCAGAAACUGUUGGGACACUGCCCCGCCGGAGAGACUCCCCCACAGAAGGUAAGACAUGGGGUGGGGGGGGGGAGAGGACAGAGAGAGAGAUGGGGAGGGUGGAUGGGAUCUCCUUUGUUGAAUGUGGUUUAUAACGAGCUACAUUGAGUGUACAAAACAUUAAGAAAACCUUCCUUAUAUUGAGUUGCACAACCCCCUUUUGCCCUCAGAACAACCUCAAUUCGUCGGGGCAUGGACUCUACAAGGUGUCGAGAGCGUUCAAAAGGGUUGCUGGCUCAUGUUGACUCCAAUGCUUCCCACAGUUGUGUCAAGUUGGCUGGAUGUCCUUUGGGUGGUGGAACAUUCUUCAUACACACAGGAAACUGUUGAGUGUGAAAAACCCAGCAGCGUUGCAGUUCUUGACACAAACUGGUGUGCCUGGCACCUACUACCAUACCCUGUUCAAAGGCACUUAAACAUUUUGUCUUGCCCAUUCACCCUCUGAAUGGCACACAAUACACAAUCCAUGUCUCAAUUGUCUCAAGGCUUAAAAAUCCUUCUUUAACAUAUCUCCUCCCCUUCAUCUACAUUGAUUGAAGUGUAUUUAAUAUGUGACAUCAAUAAGGGAUCAUAGCUUUCACCUGGAUUGACCUGGUCAGUCCAUGUUCUGGAAUGUUUUGUCCACUCAGUGUAUAUGUCCAUGCUGAUCCCUGUGACAUUUUCCACCGAUUACAAAGGCUGCUGUGUAUAACCCACCUUGGGGGCAGUAUUAACCUGAGCCUCAUGUCCUACUCUCCCUCCUCAGUGGCCUCUCCUGCCCCUGAGCCUGUCCACAGUGUGGGGGCAAGGCUGCAUGGGUCAUGGGCGGCUGGGGGCUCGGACCCCCCAGAGGAGUGUAUGGUCUCAACGCUGGAGCGGCAGCAUAUGGCCUCCUGGAGCGGCAGAUCCUCCAACAUGGGCACCCUGGGCAGGGCACGCCACAGGGCUGUGGCUGGCACAGACCACCCACACAACGGCCACCCGCCUCCCAACAGCAUCGAGCAUAGCUAUGGGGAACGAUGUACGUAUUCAGGCUCUCCGUAGUCACACAAUGGUAUUGUUUCCGGUUGGUGUAAAGCAAUUUACUGUUGGUUAUAUGUGAUAUCAUCACAUGAGAUUCACACUUUUGUCUGUCUGUGUGUCUUCAUCUCUCAGAGUCUUUGUGAUGAGUCGGACCCUCCAGUGCUGCCUGUCCCAGGACACCUUGUCUACAAGCGCAAUGAGAUUUGCUCUCUGCGAAUGCUACAGGAUGGAGGAUGAAGAGAUGGCUGGAAGACAAAAGAGAGAGAAAGAUGGAGCGAGAGAGAAACGCAGAGCUGUAAAUGCGAUGUACAGACACACAGACACACAGUGUUACUUUCAUCCCUCCUUCCAAAAGAAUAUACUGUAUAUCACAUGCCCCUCCUGUUUCAUGUCACAUGAUGUACAGUAACUCACUCUACAUCAAUGAAGAAGAAAAAUCCCUACAGUUAAGCUAUUGACUCAUGAAAGUGAAAGGACUUGCAUUUCUUGUAAAUAGGUAUUUUUUGUUUUUCUAUUUUUGUUUGCUUUGCUAUGCAAGCCAAAAUCUGACAUUGAAGUUGUCUCGUUUGUUUGUAAUAUUACAUUGUGAAUUGAUGGACUGUGAUGCCACAUUUGUUUUUCAUAAAUGCUCGAAAUAUUUGCUUAAUUUUGAUGAAACUACUGUAUUGUUGUUUACUUUGCACAGAGCGUUUUGUGAUGAUAAGCACAAAGUCAUCAGCUGAUACUCAGAGAAGAAUGAUGAAAGGAGUGUCUAUAAUAGAACUUACAUUUAAAAAAUAGAAUAUAUGACA
Messenger RNA from Coregonus sp. 'balchen', 8701 nucleotides. The record is from the annotation of a GenBank genome assembly. NCBI's taxonomy places the organism in Eukaryota, Metazoa, Chordata, Actinopteri, Salmoniformes, Salmonidae.